Messenger RNA from Talaromyces atroroseus, 783 nucleotides. RefSeq names its product ATP-dependent Clp protease proteolytic subunit. Gene Ontology annotation, cellular component: endopeptidase Clp complex. Gene Ontology annotation, biological process: protein quality control for misfolded or incompletely synthesized proteins. The coding region runs from base 1 to 783 and encodes 260 amino acids. Gene Ontology annotation, molecular function: serine-type endopeptidase activity; ATP-dependent peptidase activity; ATPase binding. The transcript has 3 exons. Lineage: Eukaryota; Fungi; Ascomycota; Eurotiomycetes; Eurotiales; Trichocomaceae. The record is from RefSeq and is a predicted model, not a curated record.
AUGAAUGCACCGAGCUCUUUCAAAGUGCUAGGGACGGUUGCGCGGCAAACCGCUUCUCAUCUAUCUCUUCGAUCACAAUCAAAUCUGACUGCUUCGCGCACGUUUUCACAUCUGAGCUCAAGGUUAUCGAGCACGGCUUCACCACCACGAGGAUGGACGCCUACGCCAUUUGUGACGGAGACGGUAGGCGGAGGAUGGCAUACGUAUGACAUAUUCUCUCGAUUACUCAAAGAACGCAUUAUCUGCCUCAAUGGAGAGGUUGACGAAACCACAUCUGCCUCUAUCGUUGCCCAGCUUCUCUUUCUCGAAGCAGACAAUCCAGAAAAGCCUAUCCACCUCUACAUAAAUUCACCAGGCGGCUCUGUUACUGCCGGACUUGCAAUCUAUGAUACGAUGACUUAUAUUCAAUCACCCGUGAACACAAUCUGCGUCGGCCAAGCGGCCAGUAUGGGAUCUCUGCUGUUGUGUGGUGGCCACGCUGGCAAGAGGUACUGUUUACCGCACUCAUCAAUCAUGAUUCAUCAGCCAUCAGGUGGAUACUUUGGACAGGCGAGCGACAUCGCAAUUCAUGCCAAGGAGAUACUUCGGGUUAGGACACAGUUGAAUCAGAUAUACCAGAGGCACUUGACUGGCAAGAAGGUACUGUCGCUGGACGAAAUCGAGAAAUUAAUGGAAAGAGAUUAUUUUAUGGGCGCCCAGGAAGCUCUAGAAAUGGGCAUUGUGGACGAGAUACUGGAUCGGAGGGUGAAACCAGAGGCUGAACCGCCAAGUGCAGCAGCUUGA